AUGGGGCCGGUGCUGCUGUGCGCGCUGCUGCUGCUGGGGCUGAGCCGGGCCGCCCCCCCGGGCCACGAGGUGACCUUCCUGCCGGGGCUGACCAAGCAGCCCUCCUUCCGGCACUUCUCGGGCUACCUCUGCGCCGGGCCGGGCAAGCACCUGCACUACUGGUUUGUGGAGGCCCAGAGCAACCCCCAGAGCAGCCCCCUGGUGCUGUGGCUGAAUGGGGGCCCUGGGUGUAGCUCCAUGGAGGGAUUCCUGAAAGAGCACGGCCCCUUCCAGAUCCAGCCCGACGGAGCCACGCUGAAGUAUAACGACUAUGCCUGGAACAAGAUUGCCAAUGUGCUCUACCUGGAGUCCCCCGCUGGCGUCGGCUUCUCAUACUCCGAGGACAAGAAGUAUGUCACGAACGACACUGAGGUUGCUCACAACAACUACCUGGCGCUGAAGGAUUUCCUCCGGCUCUUCCCUGAGUACUCCAAGAAUGAUCUCUUCCUCACAGGGGAGAGCUACGGGGGGGUCUAUAUCCCCACGCUGGCAGAGUGGGUGAUGCAGGACCCCAGUCUCAACCUAAAGGGAAUCGCUGUGGGAAAUGGCCUCUCCUCCUACGAGAUCAAUGACAACUCCCUGGUUUACUUUGCCUAUUACCACGGCCUGCUGGGGACUGAGCUGUGGAGGGAUUUGCAGGCCUUCUGCUGCUCCCAAGGGAAGUGCAACUUCCACGACAACUCCAACCUGAACUGCACGCUCAAGAUGGAGGAGAUGAUUCAGAUUGUAGAGGAAUCCGGCCUCAACAUCUACAACCUUUACGCCCCAUGUGAUGGCGGUGUCCCUGGGAGCAUGAGGUACGAGGGUGACUAUCUCAUCACACAUGACCUGGGCAACUCCUUCAUCCGGAUGCCGAUGAAGUUCUCCUGGCGGCAGAACCUGUUCCGGAUGCCGGUAGCCCGGAAAAAGGUCCGGAUGGACCCUCCCUGCACGAAUUCCACGGCCCUCAGUACGUAUCUAAACUCCCCAGAGGUGAAGAAGGCUAUUCACAUCUCCCCCGAUGCCCCGGAGUGGCAGGUGUGCAGCUUUGAGGUGAACCGCAGCUACAAGCGCCUGUACAUGCAGAUGAACGAUCAGUACCUGAAGCUGCUCGGAGCCACGAAAUACCGGAUCCUGGUGUACAACGGGGACGUCGACAUGGCCUGCAACUUCCUCGGGGACGAGUGGUUUGUGGACUCCCUGUGCCAGAAGGUGCAGGUGGCUCGUCGGCCCUGGCUCUACACUGAUCGGGGUGAGAACCAGAUCGGAGGUUUCGUGAAGGAAUUCACCAACAUCGCCUUCCUCACUGUCAAGGGAGCCGGCCACAUGGUGCCCACGGACCGGCCGCUCGCUGCCUUCACCAUGUUCAGCCGCUUCAUUAAGAAUGAGCCUUACUAGAAGCUGGGGAGGGAGCGCCUGAUGCCCCGGCCGCCCUCACCACCCGGCACCACCCGGACAGCCCGUCCUCGCUGCUGCUCAGCUGUGCCCGGGCUCCCUGCGCCAUGAAACGGGUCACUCCUGCAGCUGGUGGGGCUCCUCCCU
This is a messenger RNA of Charadrius vociferus (killdeer), 1560 nucleotides long. It is a transcript of the gene CTSA, whose product is annotated as cathepsin A. Lineage: Eukaryota; Metazoa; Chordata; Aves; Charadriiformes; Charadriidae. Gene Ontology annotation, molecular function: serine-type carboxypeptidase activity. The record is from RefSeq and is a predicted model, not a curated record. Gene Ontology annotation, biological process: proteolysis.